Messenger RNA from Perkinsus marinus ATCC 50983, 1352 nucleotides. Its product is annotated as thiolproteinase SmTP1, putative. Gene Ontology annotation, molecular function: cysteine-type endopeptidase activity. The record is from RefSeq and is a predicted model, not a curated record. Bases 28 to 1041 code for a protein of 337 amino acids. Lineage: Eukaryota; Perkinsozoa; Perkinsida; Perkinsidae. The transcript has 10 exons. Gene Ontology annotation, cellular component: lysosome.
CCAGUUGUAUCGAGUGAUCGAGUUGAAAUGACUACCAUCUCAGUCGUAUUCCUCCUCGCCUUUCCUGUGUGCAAGGCUGUGGAUCUGGAAGCCGCGGGCUUGGCUUUCAUUGGAUUCCAAAAAAAGCAUGGUAAAAGUUAUGACAAUAAGGAGGAAGAGAUGAAGAGAGCUGCUAUCUUCCAUGACAACUUGAAUUAUAUCGAGGAAGUCAACGCCCAGAACCUUUCAUACAAGUUGGGAGUCAACGAAUACACGGACCUGACUCUCGAGGAGUUCGCCGCCCUCAAGCUCAGUUCUACCGAUAUGAGCGAAGGCAUGGGAGAUGGAUUUGUUGCUGGAGCUGGACCAACAACUACGACUCUUCCAACGUCGGUUGAUUGGAGAAAGAAGGGUGUGCUCAAUCCGGUUAAGGACCAAGGAUACUGUGGCAGCUGCUGGGCGUUUUCCGCGAUUGGUGCUCUCGAGCCGCGCUAUGCCAUCGCUACCGGUAAACUUCUGUCUUUAUCCGAACAGCAGCUAGUCGAUUGCGCCGGUGCCUAUGGAAACGAGGGUUGCAAUGGAGGCUUGAUGGACAAGGCCUUUGAGUAUAUCAAAGCGACUGGUGUCGACAAGGAGUCGACUUACCCCUACGUCGGUUCGGACGAAACAUGCCAAGCUACGGUUGAGAACAAAACUGACGGACUCCCAGUCGGCGAAGUAACUGGGAACCAAAUGUUGCAUCAAACAGAGAAGGCGUUGAUGGAGGGUGUAGCGGCUGCCCCUGUUUCUAUCGCCAUGUAUGCUAAUCUUCAAUCCUUCCAACACUACAAGUCCGGAGUGUAUUCGGACCCCAAUUGUAAUGCUAAAGGUGGCUCUAUCGAUCAUGGCGUUGUCGCCGUUGGCUAUGGGACCGAGAACGGACAAGAUUACUUCAUCAUCAGAAACUCCUGGGGAAGAUCUUGGGGCCAAGAUGGUUACGUCUAUCUAAAGCGAGGCGUUGGAAGUUUCGGCCAAUGCAAUAUAUACAAGUAUAUGUGUGUCCCGACCCUUAAAUCUCGAUGAAUGUUUCAUCUCCUAGAUAUCUAUGAUUAUGCUAGAUAUCGGUUAUAAGUUGGUUUCGGAGAGGUUUCAGACCACAAUUACGAUGCCUGCAUAGUCCAGAUUUCGUGGCUGGGGCUCCGAUCACUCUCUCGACUCGUAGAAGUCCAUUUUCUAGCUUAUAUUUUGAUGCUCUCAUGGAAGCUUUACUUCAGCAGGUAGAACUUUGUUUUUUUGCAACACCAGGUGUAGAAGGCUGAGUGAGAGGGUUUCGUAUUUCAUUUCAUUUCAUUUCAUUUGAUCAAUCAAUCGCAUACCGUUCUCGAUUGCCGCGA